AUGGCUAUUCAGCAGCUCUUUGUCGAAGCUUCGCAAGUAUCAGUUCGCUACUGGGUUGCUGCCCUCUUCGCACCUUUGCUUGCAUAUACUCUCGGAACGAUUAUAUACCGACUCGGUCCUUUGCAUCCAUUUGCCAAAAUCCCCGGCCCCUUGCUCAAUCGAAUUACCUAUGCGCCUCUCGUCUGGCAUUCCUACAAGGGAGAUGAGGCUCAAUAUGUCCACAAGCUCCACCAACGUUACGGAAACACAGUUCGAAUCGCCCCGUCAUCUGUCGACUUUACGGAAGUAGCCGCACUGAAGGGCAUCUACCUCGAAAAAGGGGGCUUCUAUAAGUCCCAUUACUACAACAACUUCGACAUCGACGGUCACGCCUCAAUCUUUAGCAAUACAGACUUAGCGAGCCGUGCGGCACGCGCCAAGGUUGUCUUGCCGCUAUUCAGCAUCACCAACGUCAAGUUAGGCUACAAGCCAUUCAAAGACAGCCUCCGCCGAUAUCUAAAAAGGUUCAAAGAAGAAAAGGAAACUGGCCGUGUCAACGUGUUGGAUCUUGCACGGGGCAUGUCCAUCGACGCAGUCACGGAGUACCUCUUCGGGAUUAGGUAUGGUGCUUUCAAGGACGAAGAAGAAUCUGGAACAUCGCCGUCUGUUAAUGCAACCUGCGAGCCUAAGAUGAGUGCCAGUGACGUUGUGGACAACUUCAUCUCAACUUCCCGUCUGUGGUACCUCUCUGUGUGGCUAUAUAACCUUGCCGAUAAGCUUGAUGGGAUAAUAUACCCUAACCCUGGCGCCGAGGUGAGCACAGAGAUCGUCAAUGAGUACGCGGAUCGUGUCAUUGCAGCUGCGCAGGAGCAAAUCACGCAACAAAAGGACAAGUCGCAACUCACAUUUCCUGCUCGGCUCCUUCGUGCUGGAAUUUCACCAGAGGAGACUCGCUCUCAUUGCAAGGAUAUUAUCUUUGCUGGGACGGAUACCAUCGGCAUGAACUUGGCAACCGUGUGCUUCAUGCUCGCCAAAUACCCUCGUGUCUACGAUAGGCUGCAUGAAGAAGUGAAUAGUGCGGAGAUCGAGAAGGAGGAAGACAUUCAAGUGCUCCCGUACUUGAACGCUGUCGUAAAGGAGGGACUGCGGAUGAGCAUGACAAAUCCUUGUCGUCUGCCCCGGGAGGUCCCAGAGAGAGGAUGGACGUACAAGGAGACGUACUAUCCUCCUGGUACUAUCGUGUCUUGCUCAGCUUAUGAGAUGCACUUCUCUACCGAGAUGUUUGAGAAGCCAUUCGAGUUCAUUCCUGAGAGAUGGGACUCUGCGACAGAUGACAUGAACAAGAGCAUGAUGGCCUUUGGUCUAGGCAAUCGUCAAUGCAUUGCCAGGGGCAUGUCGAUGCUUGAUAUGCAUGAUGUUGUCUAUCACUUGGUCAAAGAGGAUGUUCUACGAGGCGCCAAACCCGUAAAAGAGCGCAUAGAGAUUCUUGAAGGCUUCUCAUCCAAGGUUGUUGAAGGUCAUGUUGAUUUGGUGUGGGAUAGUUGA
This is a messenger RNA of Clonostachys byssicola, 1524 nucleotides long. Lineage: Eukaryota; Fungi; Ascomycota; Sordariomycetes; Hypocreales; Bionectriaceae. The record is from the annotation of a GenBank genome assembly.